This is a messenger RNA of Platichthys flesus (European flounder), 1003 nucleotides long. It is a transcript of the gene lin28b, whose product is annotated as lin-28 homolog B (C. elegans). Gene Ontology annotation, molecular function: zinc ion binding; nucleic acid binding. The coding region runs from base 59 to 1003 and encodes 314 amino acids. The record is from RefSeq and is a predicted model, not a curated record. The transcript is spliced from 3 exons. Lineage: Eukaryota; Metazoa; Chordata; Actinopteri; Pleuronectiformes; Pleuronectidae.
GAGGGCGAGCGAGAGAGAGUGUGUGUGUGUGUGUGUGUGCGUGCGUGCGUGUGUCUUGAUGCACACAGGAUCAGAGCACCACGCGCCCCGGUGUGAUGGCUGGACCAGUAGCACACAGGAAACCUUCGCGUUUGCAAGUGCCUGGGGAUUUCCCCCUUCCCCUCCACACACGCACGCGCCUCUUGAAGUUGUAACCCUGCUAAACUUAUAUAAAACAGGGUGCGCGCAUGCAUGGAGGUGGGUUCCCCCCCGUGAUCCAAAGGCCGUGUGUGUGUGUGGAAUGAUCCUAACCCGCUCUCUCGUCCCCUUGUCUCCAGGAGGGCCGGGUAGAGGUGGCGGAGAAGAGCCCGCCGCCGAGCAGGAGGACCGGCCGCGGCCUCACGUCCUGUCGGGAACCGGCUUCUGCAAGUGGUUCAACGUCCGGAUGGGCUUUGGAUUUAUCUCACUGACGAGCAGCGACGGGAGCCCGGUCGAUCCGCCUCUGGAUGUGUUCGUCCACCAAAGCAAACUGGUGAUGGAGGGCUUCCGCAGCUUAAAGGAGGGUGAGCAGGUGGAGUUCACCUACAAGAAGUCCUCUAAGGGCCUGGAGUCCCUGCGGGUGACGGGACCAGGUGGGGGACCCUGCUCCGGCAGCGAGAGGAGACCCAAGGGGAAGGUCCCACUCCCGAAGCGCAAACCAAAGGUAGACCGCUGUUAUAACUGUGGAGGUCUGGAUCACCACGCCAAGGAGUGUGGCCUGCCCCCCCAGCCAAAGAAAUGCCACUACUGCCAGAGCAUUACGCACAUGGUGGCUCAGUGCCCCCACAAGGCGCUGGCGCCCCCCACAGGCUCUCAGGACCAACACGCGUCUACCUCGGCCACCAGCCCAGGGGCCGGGCCCUACCUCGGCCCCCAGGAGGAGGAGGAGCGCUCCGGCUCCUCUCCCCUGGAGGGCUCCUCCUCCUCCCCCGAGGAGCCCCACACACACCACGGCCCCCGGACCCAGAGGUGGAGGAAAUCCUGA